GGGAGGUACGUCAACCAUCCCUCGCCAUUUUCCGUCAAGCUCACUCAAGUUAGCUUCUGUCAGUCGCUGUGUUUGUGUAUUGUGUUGUGAAAAAUUAUCUGUAUCGAUGAAUAUCAAUGGGAAAUCCUGCUGAUUACGACGCCAAACGAUGGGUCGAUUGUUGUGUUUGUGGCUUUAAUGCAUUGUUCGAGCAGUGAUGAUGGCCAAGUGAAGUGUUUUGUGUCGUAUGCUGGGUUGUCAGCAACAGUGAGAUCCUUUCUCUGGAUAUAUCGUCCUCAAGACGACGUCGGAUCAUAACACGGGAAGGUGACACACCAUGUCGGCAAAAAACAUCCCAGGAGAUAAGAUAAACCUGCGACUGAUCCUGGUGUCCGGCAAGACGAAGGAGUUUGUGUUCAGCCCGGUGGACUCGGCGGGGGAUAUCGCAAUACACGUCUACGAUAACUGGCCUGAAGCGGACUGGGCGGCGGAGUGCGUGUCACGCGCGGAGAUCCUGCGGCUCAUCUACCAGGGGCGGUUCUUGCACAGCUCGGUGACGCUGGGCGCGCUGGGGCUCGCGCUCGGCCGCACCACCGUCAUGCACCUCGUGCCGCGCGAGCACCUGCCCGAGCCCAACUCGCACGAUCAACGACAAAAGAGUAAAGGCGGUUCGAGCAGUUGUUGUUCGGCGUCGUGCUGCAUAUUGUAAUGCUCCCCCGUGUGGGUGCGCCGCGGCAGCGAGUGAGGACUCAGUGUACUCGUGACGUGUGAGUGCGUGCGCGUGGCCGCGGCGCCUGGAGCCCGGCUCACCCGCGGCCGAGCCCCUGCGGCCCUUCAGUUCAUUUCCGACUUCAUAGCUUAAGCGAUGUCACGCGUAGCUCGCUUAGGACUCGAUUCGAUUUUUAGAUAUUCGGGACUCACUAGCUUACGCCGACGGGGAGUCGACCCGGCUAUCGAACACAAAAUCUUAGUAUUAUAAUUUAGGCCAUCUACAUGAAUUUAUAUAAACGUUACUAUGGAGAUAUUUAUAAAAAUUAAAUGACAAAUUUAGUAGAGACGAAGUGUAAAUUACUCUCAUUUGCAUUGUAAAUAGUUCGUAUAUUUUGUAAUUCGUUAAGGAGCGUACUGCGGGAUUACUGUUUUUGUGAUAAGUUCAUGCAAUAUAUUGGUUUUUUUAUCGGUGUUUGCCGCUAGAUGUAGCCCCGCUCGCUCGGGCUUGUAGUAACAAUACACGAACACUGCGACUGUGUCGGCUCGACAUACAUGUACAAGGACCGUAGUGUGCAACUACGACUCGCUGUAAAUCUUAGUAUUAAAGCUGCCCCCGUGUCGGGAAGGCUCUCGCCUCUAUAUUUUACUAUCUCGAAGUUUUAUUAGAUCUUAUUUUCGUUGUAUAGGAGCGACUCGUGGUUCCGUUCCACUCGCAUGAGAUUAUAAUAUGUAUACAAUAUAUUCAUUUUAGUACAAUGAAUUCAAAAAUAGAGUGCACGCAAUUCAGACUCUUUAUGAACAAAUUAAGAGCAAGACAUUGGAUCACCUAAAUUUUGUAAUAGCGUAUAUGACACGAUA
Messenger RNA from Leguminivora glycinivorella, 1548 nucleotides. It is a transcript of the gene UBL3, whose product is annotated as ubiquitin-like protein 3. NCBI's taxonomy places the organism in Eukaryota, Metazoa, Arthropoda, Insecta, Lepidoptera, Tortricidae. Bases 317 to 688 code for a protein of 123 amino acids. The transcript is spliced from 4 exons. The record is from RefSeq and is a predicted model, not a curated record.